This is a messenger RNA of Heterocephalus glaber (naked mole-rat), 6513 nucleotides long. Its product is annotated as sodium-dependent glucose transporter 1B. NCBI's taxonomy places the organism in Eukaryota, Metazoa, Chordata, Mammalia, Rodentia, Bathyergidae. Gene Ontology annotation, biological process: transmembrane transport. Gene Ontology annotation, molecular function: D-glucose transmembrane transporter activity. The record is from RefSeq and is a predicted model, not a curated record.
CUUCUGCUCCUACCUCUUCGUCCUCUUCUUUCUUCUUGGUAAGUUUGCAAAUCCUUCCUAUUUCCAGCUGUUGAAACAUUAUGUUUGAGAAUUAAGAUUACCUCUAGGAGUCAAGCCCACAGCAAACUUAUUAAACAGCCCGAAUGUUAAAGCAGUUGAAUAUGAUUAUUUCUAUUUUAGCACACUCUUUAUUCUCUUCUUCUAGAAAGUGUACUUCUAUAAUGGACUCAAUGAAGCUGCAUCUGAUGUUCCUUCAAUUAUAUCUAUAUUUGAAAUGCCGUAGCUGGCGAUGUCACAAUGGAUGAGAAGCGGGUGCAGCAGACCCACAGAGCAAUUCAGAUCUUUCACAACGUAUUUCUUUGUGUCUUCUUACAAUAGAUUCAUCUCUGACUAGUUGUCCUUUUUGGCGAACAGCAUUUUCACUAAUAGAACACUCUCUUUAAACCUUGCCAACUGCAAGGAUUAAAUUAUUUUGGGGUUGUUCUAAGUUGAGAAAAAUGAGCAGUUUUGCAUUUUCACGAGGCGGCGUUUUUAGAACCUAAAGUUUAAAGGAAGUUGAUUGGAAAAAAGGUCAAAAUGUGCUGGUCAUGAAAGUGAAAUGUCGCCGUUAUUUUCUGCUAUAACCUUCUGGCAUUUGGAAUUUCCCAGAAUCCUUGUCCCAGGUCAGCACUGGGUGGAGCUGCUUUUUAUUAUUCCGGGAAUUUCCUUGGCUAAUAUUCUCGGGCAGGGCACGCUGGAACCCGGGACCUCGCAUCUCUCUGAUCCACCCAUUCUGAGCCUGCAGUUCCAGCUUGUUCCGCCGCGGGUCUCUGUGAAGCUGACGCCCCACGGCGGCGUCCGAUCGCCCAGGCAACCACUGAUGGAGACAAGGUGCAGGUCGGCCACAAGUUUUCUUUCUGAGAAGCAAGACCUGUAUCAGAUGGAGCGCACGCGUCGGUCCACUCAACACGUGCGGUCCAAAGUCCGCCUUCGCGAAGCCGGGAUGCACGACGGUCCCUGGGGGCAGGCACCACUGGGUGGGACCUGAGGGCCAGGAAGGAUCCGGGCUCAGCACUCCACAGGCUCGGACGAAGAAAAGCUAGGGGCUGCAAGACCACCUCCCCGUCGCCGCCAAGCUGGAGCUGGAAGCGGAGUUCCGUGGGGCCGGGGCCCAGGCUGCUGCUCGGCGGCUCCUCCAGGCCGCGGCCCCGGAACCUGAGCCGGAGGCGGUGACGGUGCCCCGGACAGGGAGUGCGCUGCGCUGGUUCACCACAGCGGUCCUGUAUGCCGCCUUCCUGGGGAUGGUUGGGGUUUGAACCUAUGGCCUACUGCAUGCUAGCACAUGUUCUACCAACUGAGCAACACCCCCAGCUGCUUGGCCACCUUUUAAAUUACUUUUUCUGUAGCAGUGAAAUGAAGGGAAAUUUAAGCACAGAAUUCAGUUUCAUACACAAGCGCCCAGCAUGGACAAGAAAGACAUCUAAAGCUAAAUUUUGUUCCUCUACAUGUUUUUGUUGAACAUAAAUAUUUUCACCCAUCUGUCAAAGAGCUGCUUCUACCCUUCUGAACCUCUAAGAGAUGGGGUUGUAUACAAGGUCCAAAUUUCCACCUAACUAGCCUGUUCACUUCAGAUUUCAUACAAGUGGCACCCUUAGGCUGCCAGGAGGGAACACCUGGGACUCUUACUAGGAAUUUAAUUUAUCUUUAUCUACUUCAAGGGAUUGAUUGCUGCUGUACUGGGACCCACCUUUCAAGAUUUGGCAAGGAAUGUGAACCAAGAUAUGAGUAGUCUUUCUCAAAUAUUUGUGGGUCGUGCUUUGGGAUAUUUGGGUGGCUGUGCAAUUGGCGGAAUUCUCUUUGACCGUAUGAACCACUUUUUACUUUUGGGGGUGUCAAUGUUGGCUACCACAGUUGUUCAUUACCUCAUUCCUCUUAGCAAGAGAGCAGUAUUACUGAUUGUUAUGAUGUCUAUCACUGGUGUUGGAACUGGUGUUUUGGAUACAGGUGGAAAUGUCCUUAUCUUGGCUCUAUGGGGACACAAAGGAGCCCCACAUAUGCAGGCCCUGCACUUCAGUUUUGCCUUGGGUGCCUUUUUGGCUCCUCUUCUGGCAAAAUUGGCCUUGGGAACAACACUGUCCACGGAAAACCACACAGAGCCUGACCUUCAUCCUCCAGCCCUCAACCAAUCACCUGAAGCAAACCCAGGCCCUCUGUUUGCAGCACCUGAUGACUUGAACCUACUGUGGACUUAUGCUUCUGUUGGCAUGUACAUUUUUGUAGUUUCUGUCUUCCUAUUUGCUCUGUUUUUCAAGAAAACCUCAAAGCAUGAAAACCCAACAGUAUCUGCUCAGGUAUCUCGAAGAGCUAAAUAUCACAAGGCCCUGCUCUGUCUCCUUUUUAUGUUCUUCUUUUUUUAUGUUGGAGCUGAGGUAACCUACAGCUCUUACAUUUUCUCAUUUGCAACCACCCAUGUUGGCAUGGAAGAAAGUGAAGCAGCUGGGUUGAACUCCAUCUUCUGGGGGACCUUUGCAGCCUGCAGGGGCCUAGCAAUCUUCUUUGCUACAUGUUUACAGCCUGGAACCAUGAUUGUGUUGAGCAACAUUGGCAGCCUGGUCUCAUCUUUAUUUCUGGUGCUUUUUGACAAGAGCCCACUUUGUCUCUGGAUAGCAACUUCAGUGUAUGGGGCCUCAAUGGCCACCACCUUUCCCAGUGGCGUUUCUUGGGUUGAGCAGUAUACAAGCAUAAAUGGAAUUUCUGCAGCAUUUAUUCUAAUUGGUGCUUCCUUGGGACUAAUGGCUAUUCCUGUAGGAGCAGGAAAUCUUCAAGGACGAUACCCAGAUUUGCCGGUAAUUCUGUACACCUGUUUAGGGUCAACAAUACUCACUGCUGCAUUAUUCCCUGUGAUGUAUAAAUUAGCUACCUUUUCUGUCUGUCACCAGGGAAAGGAAAACAUCAAGAGUAAGAACUGGAAAGCUUUGCGUUCUUGUUCAGGACUAGGAAGAAGGAAAUGAGGCAAAAAAAAGUAGAAGAAUGCAAUGAGAUGGCUUUUGAAGUGAUUAAAGGAGUGAUACAGUAUGGCAUGCUAUAAUGUGUAAACAUCUAGACAUAGUUUAAUGGAGGCCAUACUUGAAGUCUCCAACUAAUUCCUCUCAACUGCAAUAAUGUUUGACCCUUCUCCAGUUAAUAUUGGGAUUUUCCUGUGAAGUACUUUGUCAGAAACCAGGAGAAAAGGGACUAAUACUUAGAGAAGAUGGAUUACUUACUGAUUUUCUUGAAGAAUCGCCACUUCUAAAGAGGCCAGGAAGAGCAGAGUAGCAGAUUUUCAGCAUGUUUUGCAGACCUAAGUUUCUAGGUCCAUCUAUAGCAAGUGUUAAAAAGUUUUAAAGUUUUCUCUCAUUCCCACAGUCUUCCAUAAACUACCAAGUGGUCAUACACUAGGAUCUUGCAUGAGACUAGUGUUUGACAUGGGGCUGAUUAUAUAAUAUUUUAUGGUCUCUACCUUUUAGCACAUACAGAGAAAUCAUUUGAGUUUAAGUGGUAGCUAAAGAGCAAAACUAAAGAGGAAUAGAAUGAAUUUGCUAAGCAAAUUAUGAGACAUCCAUAAACUGCCUGGAAAGUUGAAUUUAGUUUCAUAAAAGAGCAUCCUUUGAAAUAGAUGUUUUGAUUAAUUGAUUUACCUUCUCUGUAGGGUUGGACAAAAGAAUAGUAAUGAUCAAUUUGAUUUUCAAUGCCUAUGAAAAGAACCCAACAAACUGGGUUUCCAGCCAUGACUGUCUUCUGGCUCUACACUGAAACACUUUAUGUAGGCCUCAUUUAUCUCAUCUCCUGGUCUGUGAUAUUAGAAGUGAAAAUGAGAUGAUUUCCAAAUUGAAAAUCCAUGUAUUAUAGUUGUUUGAGAUAUGUCUUAGAAAUCAGUGUAAUUGCCAGCCUGUUCUUCCUUUCAACUGAGAAGUGGAAAAAAAAGAAGCUUUAAGAAUAUGCUAUUAAUUAUGAAUAUGUGCCAAUUUCAUGUGCUUAAUGUUUAAUAUUUUAUUUGUAGUUUUGUGAAUAAAUUUUAAUGCAGUAUUUCAUCACUGCAAUAUAAACCUUUCCUCCACACUUUUAACUACUUGGAAAUCAAGAUGUCUUACAAUAAAUAAAUGAUCAUAUAACAGUGUAACAAAAUCAAUAUUUUCUGUAUGCAAAUAUAAAAUAAUGUUGCAUUUUACUGUGUCUUAGACUCAGUAAUGAAGAUUAUACUUUUUCAGGCUUUUUAAGAAAAAGUUAUAUUUAGAUGAUAAUUUUCUCUGUACUAAUAUUCAAAUAUGAUCUGUUAACACUGUAUUCUAAUUUUGGAUGCUUUAACAGAGUUACUACAUAAAUAUUGAACCUAUAAAGAUAAUUUUUGAGGCCCUGGACUAUGCAAAAAAUUGGGACUGGGUGUUCCUCUUUCAAGCUUUGAUCUCACUGAUUUUGAGUGGUAAUCAUCAUAAGCACUUUAAACCAGUCAAAAAGUUCAAUUUACAACAGGGCAUAGUCUUUUUGAAAGAUUAGAAUGUGUGUAUCACCUAUCAUGUAGGGCUCUUCUUCCUGAGUUUGAAAUACCUGGAAAACCAAAGUAAGGAUGAGAAGGGGAGGUUGGUGGCCUAGGAAUCAGGGAUGACAAACAGUACUUCAUCUGUAUAUGGCAAAUCUAGUGUGGCCAUCCUUUGAUAAAUGCCUAGAACUAAUGACAGAUUUUGUUUACUUCUUUACAAGUUUUAUGCUGAAUGACAUCUAAUUUAUACCUUAUUAUAUUAUGUUUGAAAAUCUAAUUUCUAUAAAUUUUCCUUUAAGAAAAAUGCUUUGGCAUGUCCUAGGUGAAAUACAGCAUAUUUCUUGACCACUGCCCAUUCUCCCUAUAUAUGCCCCUCACAACAUUUGUUCAUGUUAAUAACCCAACAACUUUGAAGUGGGUUGGUAGGGAAAUUGAUAGUAAAAAGCUUCUUGGUUUUUUGGGGGGUUUUUGUGGGGUUUUUUUGGUUACCGGGGAUUGAACUCGUCCUUGUGGACGAACUGGGUCCUUGUGCUUGUGGGGCAGGUGGUGGAACCACUGAGCUAAACCCCUGACCCACCUCUUGCUCUUUUUAUACUGUACUUUCCCCUUAGCUUAAGCUUAGAAAAUACCUCUACUCUAUUUCUUGCUUUUCUUCAGGCUGCUGGGCCUUAGGCAGCAGUAGCUAAUUUGGCCUCUUGGGAGGCUUGUUAUAAGAGGGAAUCUGCUAUCAGUAUCUGCUUUUUAGAAGGUACAAGAUGGAGUAGAGGGAGAGAAUAAUGGUAAUAAGAAUAUGACACAACAUUUGGAAAUCCACAAUGGAAUUUACUAGGGUUCCACAAUCCAAAAUGUGAAUGGCCAUUUUAUUAGCCAGCACUAUAUUACUAUAACAAAUACCUGAGAUCAUUCAAUCAUAAAGAGAAAAGUUUAUUUGGCCUCACAGUUUUGGAAUUUCUAGUCCACAACUGCUUGGCUUCAUUGCUUUCAGGCCUGUGGCAGUGCACUACAUCAUGACAGCAGAAAUUGAUAGAAUAAAACCAUUUGCUGUAUGUGUGGCCCUUGGAUUCUUUUUACCAGUGUUAAUAACAUCAUCUUCCCAUCCAAAAGUUUACAUAUGCUCUGUAUCUGGUCAACCUACCAAUUUUAAAUGUCUCUCUGUUCUAUUCCUGUUUCCUUUCUGUAAAUAUUGCUAAAACCAGUUAGUAAAACCCACACUACUUCCUGAAUGCUUUGCUGCCUUGAAACCUCCUCCACCAAGUAAAUUAGCCCAUCUCAAAGCUCAAACUCCACAAAGUCUCGGAGACUAGACACAGUGCUGCCAUCUUUUCCCCCAUGGUGUAUCAAAGAUGUCCUUCAGCCCAAUUCCCAGGAGGCUCCUCAUUUCCAUCUGAAAUCUCAUAAGCUCUGCCUUUACCAUCCACAUUCCUAUUAGCAUUCUGGUCUUCUGAGCCCUCCCUAGAAUCACCCAGUAAGCUGUGCUUACAGCAUUCUAGAAUUUCUCUCCUAAAAAAUUCCUCCACAUCAUCAGCUAUAGUAACAGCAAAGGGCUGGGGAGUUAGCUCAGUAAUAGGAUGCUUGCCUAGUAAUAGCAAAGACUUAACCUCUUGGUAUGAAUUUUCUGUAUUAAACAGUUUCCAUUAUAUAGCAAAUACCUGAAAUCAUUUAUAAAAAGAAAAAGUGUAUGUUGGCUCACAAUUUUGGUGGUUCCAUCCAUGGUCAAUCCAAAUGUCUAUGAUGCUUUUGGGCUUCUGAGGGGGCCACACAUGAUGCGGGGAGUACAUGGCAAAAGAAAGCCAUUCAUUUCAUGCCAAGAAGCAAAAGAAAAUGAGAAGGGAGCAGGGUUUCCUCAAUCCCCUCCUACCCCAAUUACCUAAAAGACCUUCCAGUAGGCCAUCUCUCACAGGUUCCAAGACCUAGCAAUAGCACCACUCUGGGACCAAGCCUUUAACUUAUGCAUUGGGAAGACAUAAAAAUUCAAACUGUAGCAGCCAUAUGUGAUCAUAGGCAUCUGAAAGCUUGAA